AAAAAAGGAGAGAUGAGAUAGAAUAUAGAUAAAACAAGCACAAGCUCAUAAAAAAAUUAGAAAAAUAGGUAUAAGAAGAAUAAGAGAAGAAAUUCUGUGCAUUUACCGAAUAUUUGAAUAGAAUCGUAAAUUAUUUACACAUAUUUUGGUUAUUGAUUUAUUUAUCGUUGUGUUAACUAGGUUGUUCAUUGCGAAUCCAUUUAUAUUAUCUGAAAUUUCGUUGUUUUGAGUACGGGUCACACAGAGUGAGAGAUGAGUGAAGAAACCAAAUUAGAAGCGCCAGCGGCAAAAAAGCAAAGACUGAAUGAAGGUGAAGCAUCAAGUUGCCAGGCCAGUACCUCCUGCAUGUUCAAGGAGAAUCAGGAAAAUGGGGAGGAAAAGUUUGGUAGCGAAGAUAGCUACGGUAACUUCGUGACUCCUGAAGAACUAGAGAGGCUGAGAGAGUUCAAGGUGCUGGAUGAAGUCAAGUCUAAUGAUGAGGACAGCAAUGAUGAAGAAUCUGAUAGCUCUGACGUUAAAGUGGUAGAUGUAUUCAAAGGUCUGCCAGAAGAAGAGAUUGAGAAGAUGCUGGAGGAAGACCUUCCGGAGGACUUCAAAGGUGCUCCCAAACAGAAGGAGAAAGCAUACAUAACAAGACAAACUACUGUUCUAGAAGAGAAGGGUGUGAACCACUUCGAAGUGCUCCCCCUGGACUGGAUCAUGGUGCGUCACAUCAGUGGGAUGCCCAUCUACAUGCACCGCACCACCAGGGUGUGCACGCUCUCCAAACCUUACUUCCUUGGAUCGGGCAAUACUCGGCGUCAUGAUAUACCGAUUAGCGCCAUACCAUGUUUCGCUUACCGCCGAGCUCUUGAAGAAGAAGAGAAGCAAAAAGAAAUUGACAAAAGGAUUGCAGAACAGAUCCGUACGGGUACUUGGGUCAUUAACACGCAGUCUUCAAAGAUAGACUACUGCGAUAACAGCCAGGAUAGUAGCACUGGUACAGCAAUGACUGGCGAUGCUUUGGAACUACAGUGUGAUAUUGAUAUGAAAGAAGACCCAAAACUUGAAGACUUCACUGCUGAUGUUACAACUGAUGAUGUACCACAAACAAAACCUGUUAAUGGACAAGGGAAUGUGAGUUUUGGCAAUAAUGAGGAGUUAGAAAAUCAGCCUGGAACAUCUACUGAUAAUAGGCAGAAUGGUGAGGGUACUAGUAACACAGACCUCGACCUACAGCGGAGACAGCCGGUAGUAUUGCCGGGAGGUAUAGUGAUGCCGCCGCCGCGGGUGGAGACUGUCAGCACCAGCUGGAAGACGCAGCAUCUCUCCGCUGAACAGAUCAAUGAAUACUGCCGACGCCUGUUCAAGUUUAAGACCGUUAAUAUCAUGCAUUUCAAACGUUGGGCUGAUCGCCGUAAAUAUACGAAGGCUAGGAAGACGCUCCAGUACCCCACGCUACCUGAAGGCACCAAGUUGAUCACUAUCCCUGCGCAACCAGCCAACACUGGGGACGAGAAUGCGGGCGGUGGUAAGACCACCAAGCGCGACUGGGUGAUGAAUAUGAACGGGCGCAGCUACCUGUCUGUGUUCCACGAGUACGUGCGCCGAGCUCUGCAGAAACAACCCGUCUAUGAGUUCAAACAACUUGAGAAUGCCUCAACCCCGUAUCAGGCGACGGUAUUCAUCGGCGGCAUGCAGUACGGAGUGGGGCACGGGUCCAGUAAGCGACAGGCCAAGUCUGCGGCCGCGCGAAACUCUAUACAUAUACUCAUACCCGAGAUGAAGGACGAGCUGGACGAGCACGCCCCUAACAAUGCGCCCAAUGAUGCUAACGAGCCUGACUUCACCUUUUUCGACUACGUGGGUAUUGAGGACCCGCGCAUCACGGAGUUCUGCGCGGCGACGUGCGAGCCCUCGCCACACGCCAUACUGCGCACCUGUCUGCUCAGGAACUUUGGAGCCGGGGACCGACACAUACAUACUGAGAUGAAGAAGCUGGAAUACCAGAAGAUCGAGCUGACGAUGAAGGUAGGCAAGCACACCGCCACCGUCAUCAGCAAGAACAAGAAGAUGGCCAAGCAGCGAGCUUCGCAAUCUAUCCUACAGGCACUGCACCCACACGUGCGCUCUUGGGGAUCAUUACUCCGUCUGUACGGCUCUCGCUCGGUCAAGAGCUGCAAGGAGAAGAAGCUGGAGGAACAACAGAUCACUCUGCUACAAGACAAGGCACGUCACAACGAGCCCAACUACGCCGUACUCGACAAACUGAGGAAUGAAAUGAGGAAAUUACGGGAGAGAGAUGAUGCCGUGGUCCCCAUCGGAACCUUACUAGUUCAUGAGGACCUCCCCACGCACUCAGGGUCUAAUCUGAAUAACGUCGAUCUGUGAUAGAAAUAUUCUACUAAUUCUAUGAUUUGUCCGAGUUUCAAACUGGUUCAGUUUCGUUACACAAAAUGUCGCCACGGAAUGCACGGGAUUUAUUUUAAUUUUUAGAUUUUCGUCUAUAGGAAAAUGUCAAAUAUUAUUAUUUUUAUUAAUUAAAAGUUACAUGAAAGUUGAGUAUAUACUUUCUGUACCUGUUUUCAUUAGUUUUAACUUUGAAACCAAUCAUAGGUAGAGUAGCUUUAAAUGCAAGUUAUUCGCAUAAGUAAAAGAUGCUCGAUAAUAAAAUAUAAUGUAUUUUUCUCUUGUAGAGGUUAUUAUACAAAUAUAUGAAGCCACUAAUCAUUUACGUGAGCUCCAAUGAUUAUUUCAGUAACUUCGAUGUUUGUAGUCAAGUAUAACUGUAUUUAUUCAAACUAGAAUAUAUUCCAGUCAAUAUUUUAUAGUAUGUACUUAACAUUUUAGGUAAAGAGUGGUAAUUUAACAAAUGAUAUAAACAAAAUCAGCUACUACCAAGUGUGUAGUAUAGAAUAUUAAAAUGUUGAUAUUGUGUUUGUUCAUCCGUAGUGUGCUGUACUAUGCUAGUCUAGCUACAAAUCAACAUUAUGUCUAGUUCACUAUUAAAUUAACUAAAAUCGCGGGUUAGCGGCGAUUAACUAAAAGCACAUCUUUAAUUACAAUAAUUAACUGUGUAACGGUUAUAAACAUUCAUCAAUUUUAAGUUUACACUUUAUAACUUUAUAUAAGUAUCGGAAAUUAGUGUUACAACGUAAACGAGCUUGUACGGCCGACUGGCGACAUGAGAGAAAGGUGAAGGAGGCGCGUGCCGUGCGACGGGCCGGUACACGGUAGGUAGUAUGCUCGCCAUGCUACAAAUGUUAUUUAUCAGGUAAAUUAUAUUUUUAUAGAACUUGUAUUGCAUUUAUAGUAUGCUUAGCAUUUAGCUCAGUAAAGUGACAUUUCUGUUUUCUAGGGUUAUAAUGUAAUCACAACAUGCAGACAUUUGAAGCCAUCUUCAGAAUUUUUUUUGUAAAAUAUAUUAAACAUAACAGGUAUGAGAAGUAA
This is a messenger RNA of Spodoptera littoralis (African cotton leafworm), 3429 nucleotides long. Lineage: Eukaryota; Metazoa; Arthropoda; Insecta; Lepidoptera; Noctuidae. The record is from the annotation of a GenBank genome assembly.